Molecule: messenger RNA, 1148 nt
Organism: Mollisia scopiformis
Lineage: Eukaryota; Fungi; Ascomycota; Leotiomycetes; Helotiales; Mollisiaceae
Product: alpha/beta-hydrolase
Exons: 5
Coding region: 369-1148 (259 amino acids)
Source: RefSeq, a predicted model, not a curated record
AUUCUUUGCAGUCCGACUUGCAGCUAAUCCGAAUCUAACGAUGGUUACCGAACCGGCUGACCUACUUCCGAUGCGAUGCUUGUACGAGAUAAGUCGGGCACAAAAGUUAUGCAGGAACUCCGAGGACAGCCUCUAUUGCCAAGUAUCGGGGCUUGAUCUGCGUCAUGUCGCCAUCUCGGACUUCAGUAAGUCCCAUCGAAGCAGAAAGCUUAUUGUCACUUGUAUGUCGCGACCUCCGCUAUGUAUCAUCAUCGAAUAUUGGGGCAAGCAUACAACUGACUGUGUCCAUUGCCAUUCAACAUUCCUGCUCUGCGGAAACCCCUUGCGACAAAAGCCAAACAUGCCACUUGCAGACUUGACUCGUCUCGAUGUCGAGUUUCCAACUCUCGACGGUAACCCUUCGUGGCUGUGUUCUACCUGCUUCGAAGCGUGGCCCGGCUAUUAUCAUGUCUGCAGGAUUCAACAUGCCUAAGGAUGCCAUUUUGCCAGACAUCGGGAAGUGGUUUCAAGAGCACGGCAUUAGUUGCCUCCUCUUCGAUAGUCAAGGCAUAGGCUCAAGCGAUGGAGAGCCAAGGAACGAUGUCGACGCAAGACAGCAAGCCGAGCACCUUCAUGACGCCGUGACUUGGUUCCUUGAGCAGCCUUACGUCGAUGAUACUAAAAUUGCUCUCUGGGGCCUUUGUUUUGGAGGCAAUGUCAGUCUUGCAGCGGCAGCUUUUGAGAGACGCAAUUUUAGCAAGCGAGUAUCCGCUGUCAUUGCUGUUGCGCCACUGAUUGACUCAACCGGUAAUCCGGAGAGACGACAACCGAUUCUCGAGCUCGCUAUGCAUGAUCGAGUGAGCCGCCUAGCUGGAGAAGAGCCCAUGUACCUUCCCUAUGUGAACGAGGAUGGCAGCGUUCCCAACGGCCUUCAGAUGCCAGCAGACAUGAUGCCAGCACUCGACCGCCUCGGCAUUCCCGUAGAGAACCGCAUCUCCUUUGACAUGUCGUGCCCCACUAAGGAACAGCUUCAGUGCUUUGAGCUUAUGGACGAACCCAAGGAGCUCGAUAUCUUGAAGGGUAAAGGACAUCUUGAUUGGGUAUUCGGGGAUGUUGAGAGCAUUCUUGAGCGCCAGUUGGACUUCUUGAAACGGCGCCUGGUGUUUUGA